AGGGGAGAGGAGCUCGGAGCGGUGCAGGCGAGCUGGGAUGCGGGAGUCCUGGGGGCUGAUGCGCUAGGGGCCGAUGGCUGCCCGGGGGCGGCGGCGGCUGCUCCUGCUGCUCCUGCUUCUCCAGGGGACCCAGGCGGCGCCCCCGCAGACAUUGAUUACCUCACCUCAGUCCUGUAAUGUGCUAGAGAACAGGGUCUAUGAUGAAACUUCCCAACGCUGCUGCUACCAAUGUCCCUCAGGCUACCAUAAACGGAAAGAGUGUCCCACAGAUCCAGACCGGGACUGUGGGCAGUGUGAGCCCGAGCACUUCCUGAACAGGGAGCAAGGGAAGCCACACUGCGAGCUCUGUGUGUCGUGCAAGCCAGAAUACAACCUUGUGGAAAAAGUCCCUUGCUCCUUCAAUUCCAGAAGGGUGUGUGAGUGCCAAGCAGGACUGUUUUGUAAAGUUGCUGUUGUGAACAGCUGUGUGCAAUGCAUUUCCCACACUGUCUGCAAGCCAGGAUUUGGAGUCCUAGCCAGAGGCACGUCAGAAGUUGAUGUCACUUGCCAAGAAUGCCCUUCGGGGACCUUCUCUGAUCGGCACUCCAGCACCGAACGCUGCAAACCCCACACAGACUGCGCCAAGCUAAACAAAGUAGCUGUGGACAGCGGAAAUUCCACACACGACCAAGUCUGCAUGGACCCGCCUCCUACCCACCUCACACCCGCCUCUUUGUCUGCAAAAUUCAGCAACAGGCCGAAGGAUUCCGACAGGGCAGAAGUGCCGCUCCUGAAUGAUCAGCCAAUGACCGUGACAGGCCAGCAUUCCCACACUGCCACAAAGCCAGUGACCAGCGCCAGCAUCCUCAUGAGUGACGCAGCCUCUGACGAUGCCAACUGGACCACUUCGGAAGCUGUCGGUGGAUCGGAUACAAAAUACGCAGCUGGCACUUCUCCUACCUCGGAUAUAGCUACAGAAGAGACUGCCAAGACAGGUGAUGGGAGCUUUGUUCCCUGGGGUGCGGUGGUUCUCUGCAGCAUGGUGCUUCUCGCUGGUAUGCUGGUGGUUUGGCAAAGGAAGGUUUGCAAGAGGCGAAUUUUCACCCCCAAUGGGAAGACUCUUGAUCUGUAUCCAGUCACUACAUGUAGACCCAAAUCUUCAAGUCAAGGUUCUGAUCUGAUGAAGAACUGUGCAAAGAGGUUCAGUAUGCUGAAAGCUGACAAAGAGUCAGAAGAGAGGGAGUUGUUGAACAGAACUCCCAUUGUGGAAACCAACAACAACUUGGUCUCCAUCUCAGAAAAAAAUCCCAGUCCUGACUCAAGCCUGACAGAGGUGAUCCAGAGCACUGGGAAUGCCACCGACUACCCUGCUGAUUCCCGAGUGAGGGACCACACGAAUAACCGAAUUGACAAAAUAUACAUAAUGAAAGCCGACACUGUGAUUGUGGGGUCCAUUUCGGAAGUGCCCGUCAGCAAGAACUGCGCCGUUAGAGGAUGUGAAAAUGAUGCUAAGGUUCAAGAAAACAUGGAGGAAAACGAACUUGCAAUGCAUUAUCCACAGCAGGAGACAGAAUCAUUUCCAGGAAGUGAUGUAAUGAUUCCGGUGGAGGAGGAGGGCAAGGAAUUUCAUCACCCUACCACUGCCACUGAGAAAUGAUGUCU
Chelonoidis abingdonii (Abingdon island giant tortoise) is the source of this 1641-nucleotide messenger RNA. Lineage: Eukaryota; Metazoa; Chordata; Testudines; Testudinidae. The record is from RefSeq and is a predicted model, not a curated record.